ACCCAUUUGACCUAAAUUUCCUCAGUUCUAAAUCGAAAUUAAGGGUUUAAACAUUCAGCUCAAUUUCUCUUCUUUACUAUUAAAAACACUAACACCACUGAACCAAACUCAACCCUUGUUCACCUACCUCCUCCUAUUCGCAAUGCUGUGAAUUCUGCUUUCCACCCUCAAACGAGGAUCUUGUACUCGUUAAAUAAAAAUGAAGCGUGCUUUAAUCAAGAUUAACCCGGGUGAUUCUCAUGUGAGUGAGAAUUUACAAAGUCCUAAUCUUGAUGAUAAAAGAAUAAGGUUAGAAAGGCGAUGGAGGAGACGGGAGAUCAUGGUUGAUAGUUUGAAUCGCAGUCGUGUCGCUAGUGCUACAACGACAGCUUUGAAGAUUCGCGGUAAUACCGAUGUUUUGAUAGAUAAAAAUGAGCAUAGGAUAGAUGAUGAAGCAGAUGAAGAAUGGAAAACAUUUUUGGCUACAUAUAGGAGUGGUGAGGAUGAUGAUGAUGAUGAAAUGGAUGAGGAUUACGGCUCCUUUUUAGCUACAUAUAAUUCUGAUAUUGAAGCUGACUGUGCUAGUAAUCAUAGUGGUGGUUCAAACAUUGAUCAUGAUGAAGCAGAUGCAGAAUACCUAUCUUUUUUAGCUACAUAUGAUCCUGAUGUUGAAAAUGACAGUGCAGGUAAUCAAAGUGGUGGUUCAAACAUUGACAGUGAUGAAAUAGAUGCAGAUUAUGUAUCGUUUUUAGCUACAUAUGAUCCUGAUGUUGAAAAUGACAGUGCGGGUAAUCAUAGUGGGGGUUCAAAUGUUGACGUCAACAUUGGAAACAACAAUGUCAGUGAGGAAAUAGAAGAAGGCUACAAUGGUUUUUCAAAUCAAUUUGCUUCUGAUUGUAUUAGCGACGGGGUUGAUGUUGAUGAAGAUGAUCGGUUACUAAGAAAAAGUUUUAAUGUUGGACAAAAUUCACUAGUUUCUGAACAAAAAUUUGAUACUCCUGAAGUGCAAUGUGUUGUUGAUGAAGAUUAUGAACAAUUCCUUAACUCUGGGUGGGUUGUUGAUGGCGAUUUUGUGUAUGGUUGUGAUAAGAAUACCAAAAACGCAUCCAAUGUGGAGGAUGAGAGUAAUUCCUCAGAUUCAGAUCUAGUUGUUUUGGAAUCUUAUCCAAACUGUGAAAACACCCCUUUUGUAUCUUCAAAGGCAUAUGAUUCAUCUUGUUUUGGAGAAGAAAUGCACCCCAAAGACAACAUGCAAACGACUUCUUUUUAUCAUUCGCAAUUUCGGAAAAGACUUGUGGAAUAUCUUGAUAGGCCUUAUGACUAUAAAGAGUAUAAAUCUCUUAUUAUUGAAGCAUAUGAACGAAAGGAAAAGGAGCGCCAUUUAGAAACACGGCGGGGGGUGAUUAAAUCAUAUCACGCUGUAGGUUUCACCAGAUCGUAUCUUGAUUUGUACCCUGAUUUAGCCAAAGCUAUUGCCAUGGAGUCCAAGGAAAAGCCUAGGGUUUUGUUUCUCUUGCGUGGAUUAUUUUUCUGGUUAGAAAACGCAUCCCACGAAGGACAAUUUCAGCCUUGGCGUGACGAAUCUUGUUUGGAGAUGAUGCGAAAAAUGUAAAAAUGGAAUCUUAUUACUUCCUCCGGAAUGAAGUAUUGUCAAAAUUAGCACAUGAAAUGUUAUCUAUCUGGUCUUUCAUUGAGAGUAUCUAGGAUUUGGAAGCAAUGCAUUUUGAAUCUGCACAUACAACAAUGUUUAUGUACAUUUAAACUCAUCACUGAAUUAUGACACAUUAUGCUGUAGCUGAAUGUUAAAGGUACUUCCUCGUUGUCUCUUGGAGGAAGAAAAUCACAUAUUUGCAAUUUUUUU
Messenger RNA from Lathyrus oleraceus (garden pea), 1840 nucleotides. RefSeq lists its product as uncharacterized. Lineage: Eukaryota; Viridiplantae; Streptophyta; Magnoliopsida; Fabales; Fabaceae. The transcript has 5 exons. Bases 200 to 1591 code for a protein of 463 amino acids. The record is from RefSeq and is a predicted model, not a curated record.